UACAUAAAUUAACAUAUCGAUCUUCAUUUGUAGAUCUCCAUCUCUAAGUUAAUCAGCUCAUACGAAAUAUAAUACGUAGUCCUACCUAUUUAUAUAUUACUCCGUAAUAUAUAUACCCUGACCAGACCAUACCUUAUUAUAGUAUUUCUUUUUACAGUACGUGUUGAGAUCAUCAUGGCCGGAGUAAGCAUCCCUUACCCACAGCAGACGACGCCGAUGGCUCCAGUCAUCGGCCCGGAAUUCGUUGCUCCCUACGGGGUAGAUCUGGCCUUUGUGAGGAAGGUGAGGAUACUUUUCCAACAAGAGAAGUUUGAAGUGUUGGGUGUGGACGGGAACGUGAUAUUCAAGAUCAAAAGCAACCUCUUCCUUAAUCGCGAUCGCAUACUCUUGCUCGAUGCCGCCGACAACCCCGUCGCCACUUUACAACAAAAUCUAUUUAGUCUACACAGUAGAUGGAAAGUAUUCAGGGGUAAAAGCACAGACCCAAAAGACCUUCUUUUUAGGCUGAAAAAAUCAUCUCUUUUCGGGUUCAAGACAAAGCUGAACAUAUACUUAGCAGCCAACACCAAAGAAGAGGUGUGCAAUUUUUACAUGGAUGGGAGCUGGAGCCGGAAAUCCUGCAUGGUGCAUGCACAUGGGGGUGGGGGUGGGGGUGAGUCCUCUGCAAUUAUUGCCCAAAUGCACAAGAAACACACGACUGGGAGCACAGCUGCUGGAAAAGUCAACUUCUGGAUGACUGUCUAUCCAAACGUUGAUUAUGCCUUCAUUGUUUCUCUUGUUGUCAUUCUUGAGGAUAUCCACCGGCAGAGAUCGCAGAACCAGCAAAUGGCAAACCAACAAAUGGGAAACAUAUAAAAGAGAGUGGAGAUCAGAGCCGAGAAAUGAAGGAUGUAUGGAUUCCAAAUAAUGUGUAUAUACAAAGAAUGUGCUUGUACUUUUGAAAUUAUAAAAAUGAUAUAUUCUUAUUUGUUUUUGGCUGUAAAUUAAAUGACACUGAGUACUAAUUAAGUAAUGUUAUAUUAUUUGUUACAUUUGUAUUGUUAAAGAUCGAGCUUCAAGUGAAGUUACAUUUCGGUGGGUUGGUUUCAAG
This is a messenger RNA of Cuscuta europaea, 1090 nucleotides long. The record is from the annotation of a GenBank genome assembly. NCBI's taxonomy places the organism in Eukaryota, Viridiplantae, Streptophyta, Magnoliopsida, Solanales, Convolvulaceae.